Molecule: messenger RNA, 591 nt
Organism: Peronospora belbahrii
Lineage: Eukaryota; Oomycota; Peronosporomycetes; Peronosporales; Peronosporaceae
Source: the annotation of a GenBank genome assembly
AUGGGUGACAAUAAAGAAUAUAAAUUGGUCGUACUAGGCAGUGGUGGUGUUGGCAAAUCUGCGCUAACCAUUCGUCUUGUGACUGAUAAUUUCUUGGAAGAUUAUGAUCCAACUAUUGAGGACAGUUACCGAAAACAGACAACAAUUGAUAACAGCCCUGCAUUACUGGAUAUUCUUGAUACGGCAGGACAGGAAGAAUAUACGUCCAUGCAAGAUCAGUGGAUGCGUGAAGGCAAAGGAUUUUUACUGGUCUACAGUGUAACCAGUCGCAGCUCAUUUGAUGACAUUGCUGUAUUUAAGGACAAGAUUCUGAGAGCAAAGGACGUGGACAAUGUACCUAUUGUAUUGGUUGGUAACAAGUGCGAUCUGGAAAGUCAGCGACAGGUGGCGGGUGAUGAAGGCAAGGAUCUCGCCAGUCAGUGGGGUUGUGCUUUCAUGGAGACGAGUGCUAAGGAGAGAAUAUUGAAUGAAGAGUGCUUUUAUCAAGUUGUGCGUGAGAUCAGGAAAGCUGAGCGCCCUGUGCGCGUGGAGCGACCGCAACCCACCCAGAAACCACCGAAGAAGUCUGGGCUUAAGUGCACCAUCCUAUAG